AGGGUGAAGGUCAAAUUAGAGAACUUCUGGAUUUUGCCUGAUUCAUGUACCUACCGUUCGUUUUACGUCUUUUCUCCCUCAUGAAGCAAUAAUGCGGUGUUUAAGUGUACAUUUGUUUAAAUAGACCGUCUUCAGUAUGUACAGUUACUCAUAAGAUAACCGAAAGACUGUGGACUGAUAAUGGCAUCAGGAGAUAGUGAAAUACAGGAUGUGACCUCAAACAGCGGUGACAAACAGCAGGAAUGUGAAAAAGCAGAAAGUCCAAAACCAGGAUGCAGCAAAUAUGAUGAUACCCCUGUAGAGACACCAGAAGUCACAGCUAGGCCAGAGUCUCCAGAACCCAACUGCUCAAUUUGUUUGUGUGCAAUGACAAAUAAGUCUUUUACAGACACAUGUUUUCAUACAUUUUGUUUCAUCUGUCUUUUGGAAUGGUCAAAAGUGAAUCCGGUGUGUCCAUUGUGUAAGAAAAAAUUUGAUAGCAUCAUUCAUACAGUGAAAUCUAUAGACCAGUAUGAGCAGUAUUACAUACCACCACGUCCCCAAACACCAUCUCCACCACCCCCUGAUCUGAGCAGGUUGUGGGAUUCAGCUGGGUUGAGGUUUAGGUAUGCAAGUACACUUGUAGAUGAUCCCUGGGGAGAGUAUGAUGAUCACAGAUACUGGCGUAGCAGGAGGCACGAUGCUGUUAUUGGCUUAGAUCCUAGAGAACUCUUGGCUCAGAGGAGAGCUCAUACUUUUCAUGCAAGUCAGUACAGGAGCCGAAGAUCCAGAGUUUCUUCAGCAACCUUGUAUAGGAGAAUGCGAGAACGUCACACCAGAGAUUUUCGCCGGAGAAUAUACAUGGAAGGCCUAUGGGCAGUGCAUCAAGACAAUACAAGAAGAUAUAGGGACAUUUCUCCUGAAUUUUUUACAAGAAACCCUGCUCAAAUUCACAGACUUGUUCCUUGGUUGAACAGGGAGCUGAAUGCUAUCUUAUACAACCAAGAAGAAACUGUCAGCUUUGCCCUACAACUAGUGAUGGAAUUAACAAAAAGAUAUGAGUUACAAAGUGAUGAGAUGCAUCAACAUUUGGAGUCCAUUCUUGGCCUACAUACCCGCCACUUUCUUCAUGAAUAUUACUGCUUUGCUAGAUCACCUUUUGACAUGACUGAUUAUGACACACAUGCUGAGUAUGAGCAAGUACUGAGUGUAUCUGGUAGUGAUCAGGAUUCUGAUGAAGAUCAACGCAUGGGAAACACAGGAGUUGUUCAGCACCAGAGGAAUGGAAGAGAUGCAUCUGGCUCGGAAUCUUCUAGAGAUAAUUUGCGUGGUGCCAGGCGAAGAAAAAAUUCCAGGGUCAGGAGGAAUGCGGAUGCUGGACAGGGUAGCAGUAAUACUAGGUCUUCUAGAACCCACGGUAUUAACAAUGCUUCUGCCUUGUCCAGUAUUGCAUAUAACCUUCCUUCCAACAGAACACUAGGUGGUCAAGGUAGCUGGCAGUCAGAUUUUAGAAAUCCUGAACCAAUAGCAGAAAGGAGAAAUUCUUCUCCAGUAGACUUCACACCAGCCCCAAUAGUCAGCAGAGUGCGUGAUUUUUUGGAAGAAGUAUCGGACCCCAAUAAUGCCAGCACAUCGCGUUCAGGUUGGGAAUCUCCAGUGCUUAGCAGGACCACCAUCUUUUCAUCUCCACCAAGAGCUGAGAGCCCAGUUAUUGACAUUGUGUCCGUGACUUCAACUCCAGAAAAUAAUCCUGAAGUACAAAAUAAUUCAUCGUCUCCUGAAUGUAUUGAUCAGAAAUCCCCUGAAUAUAUCAACCCAGGAUCUCCUGAAACUAUAGAUCCUGGGUCUGCUGAAGACAUUAAACCAGGAACUUCAGGGGUGUUAAACUUGAGUAAAGACGUGGAACAUGUUUUGGCCUCUUCCAACACACAAGAUUCUGACAGUGACUCUGAUGUGCAGUUUAUUAAGUUUGAAAAACCUUGGGGUGAGCGCACACCUAUCCAUUUGUCAUCUGGUCCAGACAGUGAUAUAGAACUUUUGACAAAAUCUUCACCUUUUCGUAAAAGAAAAAGGGAAAAAAAUAGAUCUCAAACUCGAUCUAAGACUAGGUCUCGAUCAAGAACAAGGAGAAGAGACAGGAGAAGCCAGACACCUCUACAAUACAGACAAGGGAGAUAUAGAAGUAGUGACCGAUCUGAGAGAUAUUUAAAUAAAUACUCUUCAAAGUCUAGAGAGCAUACACAGCAUAAACAUAGUCAUGACAGGUACAGAUCAGUGUCUAGAACAAGAGAUCGUUACCAUUCAAAAUUCAGGAAAUCUAAGUCAAAUUCCAAUAAACCAGGAGAAAUGGAAAAAGAAAAAACUGAAAAAAAUACAAGGGACAGUCAAAAAUAUGAAAAACUUGGAAAAAGCACUAAGAGAUCUGUAACAGGAGAAAGUGAGAGACAUGAGGAUUACUUUAGGUUAUCUAGGUAUAUGAGCCAUAAUUCAUCAAGAAGACACUAUGAAAAAAGGUUAAAGUCACCAAGUUAUACAUCCAAACACAAACAUAAGAAAAAGAAAGACAAAAGGCACAGAAGUCGCAGUGUUGAGUUAGUCAAAGUGAAAAGAAAACACAAACAUAGAAGUAGAUCAAGAAAAAGUAAAAAAUCCAAGAAAGAUAUUCACCGUGGUUACUCAUAUGAUGAAAAAUCGCCAAUUCAUAUUGUGGAAGAGGUUCUACCUCUCUCCAAACACAAAGAAGUAACCAAGAAGUACAAGAAAAAUCCAACUGGUCACAAAAGCAGCACUAGAAACUGAGUAGUAAAGUUGUUCCAGUCAAUGCAACCAGUAACAUUGACACUGUGGCCAUCACAUCACCAUCCUUAAUCAGCACUAGCUCAUUUGGUUCUCCUUUGGUAAGUGUGAGCACCAGCAGUGCUGGCUUCAGUUCUCCCUUGCCAAGUAACCAGAGUGGCAGUGAAUGUAUUCAAUCACCAGUGGCACCAGUUGCUAAUUGGGCAGGCGUCAGUGGUUCAGAGUGCACUCAAUCACCAAUGGUGCAAAAUAGGAAUAGCAAUGGGCUUCUAUCUCAUGCAAACAACUAUGAAGAUGAUAAUAAGAAUAAAGGUCUCCAUUCACCAAUGAUGUGGCACAUGGACAGCACAAGCUUUAAUUCUCCAUCAGACAGCAACCAGCAUGUUUCAGAAUGUAGUCUUUCACCAGUGAAACAAAAUGAUCAUGUAAGAUUUACUGCUCCUUCAGUCAAAAAUCAUAGUGACAGUGAUAGUUUUUAUUCAUCAGUGACAAAGAAAACAAAUAGUGUGGCAUUAAGUUCUCCCUCGGUGAACAACCAUAAUGAUGAGCAUAUCCUGUCACCUGUGACACAAGAUUAUUCAUCUGGUUUUGAUGAUAUUACUGUUGACAAUCUUAGUGAUAUCACUGUCACUGAAGCUGGAAGUUCAUCAGAGAUUCAAAAUGGAAAUAGCUCAAGCUUCAGACUGUCUUCAGUUGAAAACCAUUGUGGUGGUGAAGGUGUCCAUUCAUCAGUGCUGCAGAAUACAAAUGCACGUUUCAGCUCUCCUUACUUUAGCCACCACAGUGUUGUUAAUGCCUGUCACAAGGUACCAGAGGAACAGACCACAAACAAAACUGGCAUCAGCUUCUUGCCAUGUACAUCAAACUGUAGAAGUGAUGAUGAUUUCCUGUCAGUGUUGUUGGAGAAUUCAGAAGUGACUAAUUCUGGUCUAGACUCUGGUGGUACUGCCAGUUAUGAAAGUGACUUUACAGGUGUAAAUUUUAGUGAGUCUGUAGACAGUUUAACAAAUGGUCAAAGCCAGUCAAAUUCAGAACUCAAGAGCUUAAAAGGCCAGUCUGAUGACACAGAUGAGUUUGACAUUAACCAGUUGUUACAAAUAGGUUCAACAGACAAUGCAGGUGCAACAAGAGACGUGAGUGAAAUUCCAAACCUGGAUGAAAUGGAAAAGCAGCUCAGAGAAAGCAUCCAGUCUCGUGUAUUCAAAUAACUUUAGCAGCUUUUUAUUGUCAGAUUUUAUUACAAAGCUAUGCAUAUGUACUGUGCCAUAUGACAAUUGGGAAAACUUGCUUGAAGAGUGUAAUAUGUAUACAGUCGGUAUGUACCAGUAAUUUGACUAUUUCCUUUUUCCCCUUUUUUGCAAGAGUAGGAUAAUUAUAGUAAUAAACAUAAGUCAACUGCUCUUGGAUUAAA
Lingula anatina is the source of this 4186-nucleotide messenger RNA. RefSeq lists its product as uncharacterized. Lineage: Eukaryota; Metazoa; Brachiopoda; Lingulata; Lingulida; Lingulidae. Gene Ontology annotation, biological process: protein polyubiquitination; protein monoubiquitination. The record is from RefSeq and is a predicted model, not a curated record. Gene Ontology annotation, molecular function: ubiquitin protein ligase activity; metal ion binding.